UUAACCUGGUGUUACAAGUUACAGAUGUAGGAGAUGGCUUACUUAUUGAUUCAAGAGAUGAUUGACUUACUGAUGUAGUAGGUGGUUCACGUGAUGAUGUUGUAGGUGGUUCACAUACUGAUGUAAGAGGAGACUCGCAUACUAAUCUAAGAUGUGGUUCACAUACUGAUGUAGGAUAUGGCUUACUUAUUGAUUCAGGAGGUGGUUAACCUGCUACAGAUCUCUGUAUGUAGGAAGUGGUUUACUUACUGAUGUAGUAGGUGGUUCACAUGCUGAUGUAAGAGGAGACUCGCAUACUAAUCUAAUAUGUGGUUCCCUUACUGGUGUAGUAGGUGGUUCACUUGCUGAUGUAGGGUAUGGCUUACCUAUUAAUUCAGGAGACGGUUGACUUACUGAUGAAGUAGGUGGUUCACAUGCUGAUGUAGUGGGUGGUUCACAUGCUAAUGUAGUGGGUGGUUCACAUGCUAAUGUAGUAGGUGGUUCACAUGCCGAUGUAGUGGGUGGUUCACAUGGUGAUGUAGUAGGUGGUUCACAUGGUGAUGUAGUAGGUGGUUCACACGCUGAUGUAGUAGGUGGUUCACUUGCUGAUGUAGGGUAUGGCUUACCUAUUGAUUCAGGAGAUGGUUUACCUGCUACAUAUCUCUGUAUGUAGGAGAUGGUUCACUUACUGAUGUAGGAAGUAUACAUAGUUCACGUUAUGAUGUAGUAUGUAGUAUUAUAAAGAGCCGGACCCAUUGAACAGUAAUUGGGAGAUGUAGGAGAUGGCUUACUUAUUGAUUCAGGAGAUGAUUGACUUACUGAUGUAGUAGGUGGUUCACGUGAUGAUGUAGUAGGUGGUUCACAUACUGAUGUAAGAGGAGACUCGAUUACUAAUCUAAUAUGUGGUUCACUUACUGGUGUAGUAGGUGGUUCACUUGCUGAUGUAGGGUAUGGCGUACCUAUUAAUUCAGGAGAUGGUUGACUUACUGAUGAAGUAGGUGGUUCACAUGCUGAUGUAGUGGGUGGUUCACAUGCUAAUGUAGUAGGUGGUUCACAUGGUGAUGAAGUAGGUGGUUCACAUGGUGAUGUGGUAGGUGGUUCACACGCUGAUGUAGUAGGUGGUUCACUUGCUGAUGUAGGGUAUGGCUUACCUAUUGAUUCAGGAGAUGGUUUACCUGCUACAUAUCUCUGUAUGUAGGAGAUGGUUCACUUACUGAUGUAGGAAGUAUACAUAGUUCACGUUCUGAUGUAGUAUGUAGUAUUAUAAAGAGCCGGACCCAUUGAACAGUAAUUGGGUGUGUUUUAUUAUAUUGCAUUUGAUUUUGAGAAAUAAUUUUUAAUUGUGUUACUAACAAAUUCGUUAUUUGAAUCAGUCUUUGAAAAAUGGAGCUAUAUACUACGAACAUAGUCAUAAUCAUAGGACAAGAAGGAGGAGGAUGUAGGCCAUCACCUCGUGACACAUUUUAUAAAGAAUCAAACAAAGAGAGAGUAAUGUUGCUUAAUUCAACAACAUUUUGUUUACAUGUCCUUAUGUAGUAUAGUUUUUGAUCUGCCGAUGAAAGAUGAUUUUCUCACACAUAUAACGUAUUGUUUUUAUUUGCAAAAACAUUGUCUGUAUGUGUGCGUUUAUGAGAUUACAUGAGCCAAUUGGUGAAGUACGACUUUGUCAUUACGAUACAAAGGGCUAUUUCCUCUGUAUCUUAUUCAAGAAAUGUCAAAUAUGUGUGUUGUUUAACGGACCUGAUCGCCAUGAUAAAACAACAGUUCUUUUAAACACAGACUGGGGAAAGUUGUUAAAACAAAAGGCUUAACGUGUAGGAGGUGAAACAUGAACAUUGGAGGCAGAGAUCUCCCUAUAGUGGAUACUUUGUUGACACUGACAUCUUAGUCUUCGUAGAUGAGAGGUUUUACAUGGGUCGAAUUGAAGACGCCCAGAAAGCAGCACUGAAUGAUAUGAAUUUGUCUGGAGGUAUGACUCCAGUAGAUAAACUGGACAUGGAGGAUGUCCACUACCCCAGGGUUACCCUGAUUACCGAGAAUGGACUAUCCAUAAAACCCACACCUGUACGCCUGUGAAUUAUAGUAUGAGAUACCUCAGUCACCACCCGGGAAGAAUUGUACUGGGUUGUAAAGGCUGCUGAGAUUCGAUAUUAAUGUCGUUUUGUUACAGUUGAACUAAAUGUUAAUAAAACCUUCUUUACGUCUCCUGACUCGAUUGUACUGUUACAUCUCUAUCAUUAUAGAUAUUCUGUACCGAAGUUUAUUUGAAGUUUCAGUUAUGUGAACAAUUUACAAACCACCCGCUUACAAACAAAUAAUGGCAUAUCAUGAAUAUUUUUCUUUAGUAAUCUGUGUUACAAAUCCGUGUGGUUUUCCAUCAAUUACAGGUACAUAAUGCAUUUACGUGUAUAAUGUUUUGGGAAGUUAUGCGUUGCAUCUAAGAGUCCACUUUAUUGAAUGGGAUACGGAUAUAUCGACAUAACAAAACCUUACAAUCAUGGGUACUUGUAAACGUUUUGACAGUCACCUAUAGUAACCUGUAUCAAAAUGUAAAUGAUAACCACGAUUGAACAAAGCUCACAAUUAACCUAAUCUGUUCUAAAUUUGUAUGGAAACAUAUCUACGUACAAGAUCAAAGUUGAUUCGGACUAGAUAUCGAGCUGUUUUGUAUAGAUUACGUUAAAAUCCUAGAUACAUGCGAAAAUGUGUUUGUAAAAGUAUAACUGUCAGCUGAUGGUGUCCUGAAGACAAUACCAAGAGUGACUGUAUAACACUGUUGUGGUCUGUAGAUGAUUGAAAAAUUUAUAAAUCCACGGACAUGUCUUAAUUAUCCUGUAUUUGCUAACUUUCAAACGUGGUAUCUGUCUCGAUACUGAUAAAAUCUAACCAUUUAAAAUUGUUUAAAGCUUAAUUUCUAUUUGAAUGCCGUUCAACAUCAUACGUGAACAUUUCUCAUUGUUUUUACUCUACAACAUGCAAGGUUAAAUAGAAAAUUAUAUUGGAUUAAUUUUAGAAUUUGUAACGAUGUCACGUAACGGUGUAAUACAUCUUCUGUAUAUACGUAUUUACUAAACGCAAAUUUGUAGCGUGCAGCGACAUAUCUGAUUAUGCCCCCUGUUUUCAGUCUGGCCUUGUUUACACAUCACCUGGUGACGUGUAUCGGAGUAUAAAUACCACAGGUACACAAUACAAUAGGUAAUGUGUAAGGGCCGGGUGUCUCUCCGCAGUAAUGGGAGGCAUAUUCUGUAAAUUAUUCCGGAAACGUCAAAUGAGAGUGUUGCUGAACGGACUUGAUGCUGCAGGUAAAACAACAAUUCUUUACCAACUCAGACUUGGGGAAGUCGUCACGACAAUUCCCACAAUCGGUUUUAACGUUGAGACGGUGGAAUAUAAGAACGUGCAGUUGGUAACAUGGGACGUUGGAGGCAGGGACAAAAUGCGGCCCCUAUUUAGACAUUACUAUCCGGGGACUGAUGCGGUUGUUUUUGUGGUUGACAGUAAUGAUAAAGAACGAACUGAACAAGCUCAGAAGGAACUUCAUGCUAUCAUUAAGGAAGACUCGGUGAAGGAAGUUAUAAUUGUCAUAAUGGCCAACAAACAGGAUUUACCCGGAUCUAUGACUCCAGAGGAGGUCCACGAGAAACUGGACGUGGAUUCUAUCUGUAAAACUCACACGUGUAAAGUGUUUGGUACCUCAGCCACCACCGGUGAGGGACUGUAUGACAUGCUCGAUUGGCUUGUAGAGGCUGUCAAUACGAAACAAGCAACAGCGAUAUUGAGAGGAAAGGACGAGUGUGUAACUGUUGAAAAGGAUUCCAAGUCAUCAUACUUUACAACGCCUUUGUCAUAUAUCAAACACAUGUUUUCAAAAGUGUAAGGAAAGUUAAGUUCGAUUAUAUCACCAACGUCACAGUCACAAUACUGGAAUAAUUUACAUAUGGCCAUUUUUAGUUUAAGCUGUAUUUUUUUCAAUAUAUAGUAUAUGUAUGUUAUAAAUUGAUUUACUAGUAGCCUACUUGGUACUUGUAUAUUGUUAUAUGUAUAUGGUUUUGUUUCAUUUAUUUACUGAUACUUGUUUUUAUUAAGAUACUGUUGAACACAUCAAAUUGCAUUAUCUUACUACAUGUAUUAUCUUAUUUCAAUAUCAUGUUAUGUUUGUUAUUUUAUUAAAAGAUACAUUAAAGGAUCUGUAUGUCUCAUUAUUUGUAAUUAACCUGAUGUUAUAGGAUCUAGGUAUAUAUGUCUCAUUAUUUGUAAUUAACCUGAUGUUAUAGGAUCUAGAUCUAUAUGUCCCAUUAUUUGUAAUUAACCUGAUGUUAUAGGAUCUAGAUCUAUAUGUCUCAAUAUUUGUAAUUAACCUGAUGUUAUAGGAUCUAGAUAUGUAUGUCCCAUUAUUUGUAAUUAACCUGAUGUUAUAGGAUCUAGAUCUAUAUGUCCCAUUAUUUGUAAUUAACCUGAUGUUAUAGGAUCUAGAUUUGUAUAUCCCAUUAUUUGUAAUUAACCUGAUCUCAUAGGAUCUAGAUCUGUAUGUCCCAUUAUUUGUAAUUAACCUGGUGUUACAAGUUACAGAUGUAGGAGAUGGCUUACUUAUUGAUUCAUGAGAUGGUUGGACUUACUGAUGUAGUAGGUGGUUUACGUAUGGUUUACCUGCAGCGCUACAGAUCUCUGUAUGUAGGAGAUGGUUCACUUACUGAUGUAGGAAGUAUACAUAGUUCACGUUCUGAUGUAGUAUGUAGUAUUAUAAAGAGCCGGACCCAUUGAACAGUAAUUGGGUGUGUGUUAUUGUAUUGCAUUUGUUUUUUAGAAAUAAUUUUUAAUUGUGUUACUAACAAAUUCGUUAUUUGAAUCAGUCUUUGAAAAAUGGAGCUAUAGACUACGAACAUAGUUAUAAUCAUAGGACAAGAAGGAGGAGGAUGUAGGCCAUCACCUCGUGAUACAUUUUAUAAAGAAUCAAGCAAGAAGAAAGUAACGUUGCUUAAUUCAACAACAUUUUGUUUAUAUGUCCGAGGUAGUAUAGCUUUUGAUCUGCUGACACUUUUCGCACGAAUAUAAUGUAGUUUUUUUGGUGUUUUUUUUUCUAAAACAUUAUCUAUAUGUGUGCGUAAAUUAGAUUACAUUGGCAGCCCCUGACCCAAUUAGUGACAUACUGUUAUUACUGGAAUUUGUUAUUACGAUACAAAGGGUUAUUUCCUCUGUAUAUUCAUGUACGACAGGUAUGGUAUAUUUGUAAAUUAUUCCUUAUUGGAAAAAAAAAAGUCAAAUAUGGGUGCUGUUAAACGGACCUGAUCGCCCUGGUAAAACAACAGUUUUCUGAAACUCGGACUGGGGACUGGAAAUUUAAAACAAAGGGCUUAACGUGUAGGAGUUGGAACAUAAGCAUGGGAGGCAGAGAUCUCCCUAAAGUGGAUACUUUGUUGACACUGAUAUCUUUAUUUUCUUAGAUGAGAGUUUUGACAUGGGUCGAAUUGAAGACGCCCAGAAAGCAGCACUGAAUGAUAUGAAUUUGUCUGGAGGUAUGACUCCAGUAGAUAAACUGGACGUGGAGGAUGUCCACUACCCCAGGGAACCCUGGUUACCAAGAAUGGGCUAUCCAUAAAACCCACACCUACACGCCUGUGCGUUAUAGUAUGAGAUACCUCAGUCACCACCCGGGAAGAAUUGUACUGGGUUGUAAAGGCUGCUGAGAUUCGAUAUUAAUGUCGUUUUGUUACAGUUGAACUAAAUGUUAAUAAAACCUCCUUUACGUCUUCUGA
Messenger RNA from Pecten maximus, 5732 nucleotides. RefSeq names its product ADP-ribosylation factor-like. Gene Ontology annotation, molecular function: GTPase activity; GTP binding. NCBI's taxonomy places the organism in Eukaryota, Metazoa, Mollusca, Bivalvia, Pectinida, Pectinidae. The transcript is spliced from 2 exons. The coding region runs from base 3209 to 3856 and encodes 215 amino acids. The record is from RefSeq and is a predicted model, not a curated record. Gene Ontology annotation, biological process: intracellular protein transport; vesicle-mediated transport. Gene Ontology annotation, cellular component: cytoplasm.